Molecule: messenger RNA, 1746 nt
Organism: Thecamonas trahens ATCC 50062
Lineage: Eukaryota; Apusomonadida; Apusomonadidae
Product: sodium/hydrogen exchanger 6
Exons: 1
Coding region: 1-1746 (581 amino acids)
Biological process (GO): sodium ion transport; regulation of pH; proton transmembrane transport
Cellular component (GO): membrane
Molecular function (GO): sodium:proton antiporter activity
Source: RefSeq, a predicted model, not a curated record
AUGAGCGCCGGCGUAUGGGAGCUGGACUCUUUCUUUCUGGAGCUCUUCCUCAUGUUUGCCAUUCUUGUCAUUCUCAUCCUCUUUGCCUACUUUCUGCGACAUCACCAAGUCCGAGUCCUGCAUGAGACUGGCGUGGCAGUGGUCCUUGGUGCUGUCAUCGGCAAAAUCAUCCGGUUGGCGGCGCCCGAGGACCAGCUGACUUCGUUUGUCUCGUUCUCCUCGCGCACCUUUUACGUCGCGGCUCUCCCGCCCAUCAUCUUCAAUUCGGGCUACAACAUGAAGCGCCGGCGGUUCUUCACCAAUCUCUCUCCGAUUCUGACCUACGCCUUUUGCGGCACCAUCCUCGCCUUUGCCGCCACCUCGCUCGCUAUGAUCGCCCUCGGCUCGCUCGGCCUGCACUCGUGGUCCAACGUCGAGUGCUUCAUCUUUGGCUCGCUCAUCUCGGCCACCGAUCCGGUCUCCACCCUCGCCAUUAUGGAGUCGACGCCUGUCUCAGAAGAUCUCUUCGCCAUUGUGCUUGGCGAGUCGGUCUUCAACGACGCCGUCGCCAUCGUCCUUCACACCACCACCCUCACCUUUCUGCACUCGUCGCUCUCUGCGGCUUCGGUUGUCGCCGCCAUCCUCUUCUUCCUCGGCGUCUUUAUCGGCUCCGUCUGCAUCGGCCUCGGCGCUGGCCUUCUCACUUCGUACAUUCUCAAGGUCACUCGCCUCCGCGACCAUCCGUAUCUGGAGCAGUCGUUCCUCAUGGCCAUGGCCUACGCCGCGUACUUUUUGGCUCAGGGCCUCGAUCUCUCGGGCAUUGUCACCAUCCUCUUCUGCGGUGUGACCAUGGCCCACUACGCUUACGCCAACCUCCGCCCGUCGUCGCGCAAGAUCACAAAGUCGUCGUUCCACUUUCUCUCGUACAUUGCCGAGACCUUUGUCUUUCUCUACCUCGGCUUUGCGCUCUUCGCCUUUCCGCAAGACUACAACGUGCUGCUCAUUGUGGCCACCGCACUCGUCCUCCUUGUCACCCGUGGACUGCACAUCUUCCCUUUUGGCUUUGUCCUCAACAAGUCGCGCUCGUCGCGCCGCCGCCUUUCUCCCCCCAUGCUCAAGUUCCUCUGGUUUGCCGGCCUCCGCGGUGCCAUCGCUUUUGCGCUCGCCAUCGAGAUGCCGACAGAGAAUGCGACUUCGGUCCGGACUGUCACCCUUGUCCUCGCCCUCGCCUCCAUCCUCGGCAUGGGGGGUGCCACCUAUCCGGUUCUUUCCAUGCUGGGUCUUGUGACGCUGCCCGAUGGGCCUGAAGACAUUGCCGCCGACGACACCGGCGCCGGCGUUCCGCUCGAGACACUCACCGCGGCGACGCCCGACGGUAUUCUGGUCGGCUCGCCUGCAAAUGUCCCCAUUGCUGCUCGCGCUCGCCACGAGCGCAUGCUCUCGCGCUCCGAGAACUUCUUCAUCACCUUUGAUCGUCGCUACCUCAAGCCGCUGUUUGUGCGCAACUACGCGCCGCAUGCGCCGCGCGUGGCGCGCGAGACCGGCCCCAGUGGACUCGCCUUUUCGCGCUCUAUCUCGUCGCAUUCGUCGGUCGAGGACGCCGUGCACGCGCCCUCGGCCCCGGGCCACACCGCUGUCGCCGCUGCGGGCGCUGUCUACGUUCCGCGCGGCCGCUGGGGCAACUCGUCGUCGGGCUCGGGCUCGGCCACCCUCGCCGACCUCGAUCGUCCGGGCGCCCGCUCCGAGUACUCGUCGUCGGACUUGUAG